Capronia epimyces CBS 606.96 is the source of this 351-nucleotide messenger RNA. Its product is annotated as histone H4. Gene Ontology annotation, cellular component: nucleosome. NCBI's taxonomy places the organism in Eukaryota, Fungi, Ascomycota, Eurotiomycetes, Chaetothyriales, Herpotrichiellaceae. Gene Ontology annotation, biological process: nucleosome assembly. The transcript has 2 exons. Gene Ontology annotation, molecular function: protein heterodimerization activity; structural constituent of chromatin; DNA binding. Bases 1 to 351 code for a protein of 116 amino acids. The record is from RefSeq and is a predicted model, not a curated record.
AUGACUGGACGCGGCAAAGGUGGCAAGGGCCUCGGCAAGGGUGGUGCCAAGCGUCACCGAAAGAUCUUGCGGGACAACAUCCAGGGUAUCACCAAGCCUGCCAUCCGACGUCUCGCUCGUCGUGGUGGUGUCAAGCGUAUCUCGGCCAUGAUCUACGAAGAGACCCGUGGUGUCUUGAAGACCUUCCUGGAGGGUGUCAUCCGUGAUGCUGUCACAUACACAGAACACGCCAAGCGAAAGACUGUCACAUCUCUUGAUGUUGUCUACGCUCUCAAGAGACAGGGCCGUACCCUCUACGGUUCGUACAUUCCCUCUAUUCUACUCAUGACCAUUACUAACAGGUACUCUUAG